This is a messenger RNA of Lactuca saligna, 519 nucleotides long. The record is from the annotation of a GenBank genome assembly. Lineage: Eukaryota; Viridiplantae; Streptophyta; Magnoliopsida; Asterales; Asteraceae.
AUGGGUGAAGGAGAUUCGACUAAAAUUGUUCCAUUAUCACCAUUUAUCAUUCCUACAAUUCUAGUCUCAUCUUUACAAACUUUUGAUCAAAUCAUCAACCAACCCAUCACUUUGUUUUUCUCUUCACAAUCUACUGAUCCACCUAAAUCCCUCAAUGAUACUAAGAUUGAUGAUGGGGGCUUUGGAGGUACUUUUGCUGAUAUCGAAUUUGAUCCAGAAGAAGAAGACAUUCCAGAUCAUAUGUUAAUGUCAGGGAAGCAAUUCAAGAUUUUAAACAAGAAGCUUAAUUACAUACUUCAAUCUCAAGCAGAUGCAAGGGGAAUGAACUCUGUGUCAAGUAUCGAACUUGAUGUGAUGCUAAAAGAACAAGAAGCUCGAUUGUUUAAAAAAGUCAUUGGCUUUAUUCAAGACUUUGAAUCUCAAAUUCGUGAGAAGGUGGAUAUUAAUGAUAAAAAUAAUGAGUUAAGAGUAAAGUCACAAUCUUUGACUUUUAAUGAGGAAAUCAGGGAUCUUCAAUGA